AUAAAUGGGUACCCGGCGAAUUUAAUGCUGGGGGUAACCCUGCGAUGGAUCAGAAUCCCAUCCAGGGGGAGUAGAAUUGGCUAUAAAUUGCUAGUCCCAACAGAAGACGACCAAAGAGUGAUGUGAAGCCGUUCAUUCGCUAUUUUUGUUUUGACUGUGAAUAUAAUUCGCCAAUUUACCAAAGCAAACAAACAAAUCUCCCCAGAAUGGGACAUUAAUGAAUCGAAUAUUAUUCUUUGCACAGCUUUGAAAAAUUAUACGGGAUUAGAAUGUAGAUUGCGUAUUAAUAAAGAUUGGAGUGAAAGUAAAGCUUUAUUAUCGCUGCCUUUAUAGAGGGCCUUUUGCCCUUGAUAGAACUUCGUUUAUUUUAUAUUGCAGAAAGGCCCACUCACUUAAAUUGUAAAAUCUCUUUACAUGCAAAUGAAACAUUCAAACAGGCUGAUAGGACAACGGCAGGCGGCUUUCCGAGAGGAGGACACUAAAACAAACUCCAGUACCGGAACACAAUAUUAGCGACCAGUUUCUUGAAUUUUCCAUUCACCAGGCUUGUUUACCAGACCUUUACCAGAGCCUGGUCCCUACCCUGAGCAGUGACGUCAGCGAUUAUGUCACAACACCCGCCUUAGGCUUCGCGCUUGUAAACCUGGUAACUAGCGACUGGACCUUGGCUAAUGAAAUUUCAAAGUUGUGACGUGUGGUCAAGAUUCCGCUGCCGGUCAAAAUAUUUUUAACCUGAUUUGGAGUUGUCUAGUUAAGCUAAUAAAAAUUAAUUUAAUGUGCACGUUGCACGAUCUUAAACUGAAUCGAAAAUUUUCGUUUGUCAAUAUGAAUAAAGGGCCGUUGGUCACUUUUUACUGGUCGAUAAACUUCAGUUAGCGAGUUUCAUUCGCUUUCUAGUUAGGUUACAACGAGUUCAAUCAUUUGCACGGAGCUGAUUCACGGAGUAAACAAGACACCUGCACAACCUGUUGCUAUUGUUUGUUCAGACAUUCCAAGGCAAAGGAAAUUAAGUUUCCUUUUAAUUUUAAUCGUGAAAAGACUAACGGAUGGAACAAGAAGAAAGAAAAAGUACGCCUUGAAAUUAAAUCCAAAUGGGCUGAGAAAGAGGAUUUGGGGCGACGCGAGAAAGAAUGAAAUUGUUUUGACUUCGAUUAUGUGCUGAAAAAUGUUUCAACCGUGGUCUUUAAAUGAACGUCAGCGGUAGAAUACCGCGCGGGACAAGGUAGAGAACGAUGACAGUUAUUGCUGAGGACAGCUACGUCCUGAAACAACAACGAAGUCACAAUUCUUCAACCCAAGGACAUUUUAGAGCCGUUUUAAUCUCUAGUAGUCUAAGCUGUCUUAUAACAGUUCUGAUCAUUUCGUUUUUAUUACGAAACACCGCGUUUGUAAACAUUUACAUCCCGAAUUCACAUUCAACUGAAAAUAAUGAUAAACAUUAUCAGGAGCGACGCUCAUAUUCGAAGAACGUCGAGCUAGUGAUGUUGCCGUUUGCUGUCAAACAAGGCGCAGUCUGUCUGGAUGGUUCCCCCCCGGGUUAUUACUUCAGACAAGGACAUGGGACGGGCAAUGACAACUGGAUUAUUCACUUCUUUGGUGGAGCUUGGUGCUUCGAUGAAGAGUCUUGUCUUCAACGGAGUAAAACUCGCCUAGGAUCAAGCAAUUUCUUUCCACCGCACCCUCCAACCCUGCAAGGAAUCCUUUCGGAAGACGACAAAGUAAACCCGGAUUUUUACAAUUGGAAUUUAGUGCUGCUGUGUUACUGUGAUGGAGCUUCAUUUACUGGUUAUCGACCAGACCCUGUGAAUGUAAACGGACAGUACAUCUACAUGCGAGGCAAAAAAAUCCUCGAGGUGAUCAUAGAUCAGCUACUUCAGAGCGAAUUCCGACAUGCUAAUCGCCUGCUUCUCAGCGGAACGUCGGCUGGUAGUUUAGCAGUAAUGAUGAACGCCGACUUCAUCCGAAAUCGUAUUCCUAAAUCGAUAGAUGUUCGUGCAUUGGCUGACUCGGGAUACUUCGUAGACGUGGCAGCUUUCAGUGGAGAUCCUAUUAUUAACAGGCAUUUUCAGAAGAUGUUUGAUGUACACAACUCUGUUAGCGGCGUCGACGAAGACUGUGCUAGAGGCUUGCGACCCUCGUUUCGAUGGAAAUGUUUAUUUCCUCAACAUGCUUUCAAUUAUGUAGACACGCCUCUUUUCGUGCUGCAAUCAGCUUAUGACGAGUGGCAGCUGAUUCACAUUCGUGGAAUUAACUGCCAGGUCCCUGAAUACAGCGACAAUUUCACAUUGAAACGAAGUCUGUUUCGUAGAUCAACGAAAGACGCAAGCUCUCCAAGUAAACCAAGCCCUGAUCGUAACUGGAACUACAAGCAUAUCCACGGCAUUUAUUGCAGGCCGCCAGAAUGCACGCGCCGUGAAAUGUCGGUAAUUAUGCAAUACAGAAAUGUGAGUUUGUACGCCUUGCGUCCUGUGAUGCAGUCAGCUAAUUCAGGAUUGUUUUUAAGCUCGUGUUUAGAGCAUUCCCAGAGUUUGUACGAUGACACUUGGAAUGGAAUCUUUGUGAAUGGUUUCAGCGUAGCCGAGGCUGUUGGAAAUUGGAUGUUUGAGCGGACAACACAACACCAACAUAUUGACUGCGCAUUCCCUUGUAAUCCUUCGUGUGCGAACGUGUGGUGAUGCCUUGCCAAAACCAUAACUCCACCACUAACCGAGGUGCUAGUAACGCUUUUACUGGAAGUACAAAUUUUCAAUAAUGUAACUCUCUUGUCGUCAAAUUAUGUACUUCGUUUCAACACGAAAGGCAGAAGUGUUGUAUACAGGAAAAAAACUCCUUCACUUUGCGGGUGGCUUGAGUAACUUGCACAUACCAACACGAUGAAACAUUUUUUUAAUCCCCAAGUUACCCACUCAGUCCCUUUGUUUUUGUUUGUUUUUUUGUUUUUUUUAUGAUUAUUAUUACUCUUGCUACUUCUGCAAAUUACUUGUAAUAGCAAGCACAUCUUGGGUUUAGGAAUAAAUGAUGAUGCUUUUUAAACUGGUUAAGGGAAAUCGAAAGCGACUCGUUCAAGUUCGUGCUCCCUUAAUGGUUACUGACCCACAUGGCUAGUUAGUGUUG
Molecule: messenger RNA, 3114 nt
Organism: Orbicella faveolata
Lineage: Eukaryota; Metazoa; Cnidaria; Anthozoa; Scleractinia; Merulinidae
Molecular function (GO): hydrolase activity
Source: RefSeq, a predicted model, not a curated record